AUGGACGCGCUCAUCUCGGCGGCGCUCGAGGAGGUGUGCGCCCGCCUCUCCUACGGAAUCCCCGUCACCGACCUCUGGCCGGCGCUACGCGGGGCGCUCGAGGCGGCCGGCCUCCCGCUCAGCCCCGCCGUCAAGCGCGUCCUGUGGGCUCGCCUUCUCGCGCUCCCCGUCAUCAGCCUCGUGGUGGGCGACGGGGAUGGAUCGCCCGUCGCGCCCGGCGACCCUGCGGAGAAGGACGUGGAGGAGGCCGAGCGGCGGGGCGUGCGGCUGGUGUCGAGCGCGCCGCUCAGGGACAACUUCCUUGGGAUGUAUGACCACAGGUUCGCCAAAUCGGAGCUGAGUGCCGUCCAGAAGGCCGCGCUAGAGCUUGUCGGGGCAAGCAGGACUGUUGGUGUAACACAGAAUGAUCUAUGCAAAAAAUUUCACAUGAAAGGAAACAACUUCCAUUUUAUUGUAAAAAGCCUUGUAUCACAGCGGCUGAUAGUUAGACAAUCAGCUCUCAUAAAGGUGAAAGACAAUGGGGCUGAGGGGGAAGAGGUUUCACAUAAUAAGCAGGUUAUUAACACCAACUCAUUAUAUCUGUCCCGAUAUGCCAAAGACAUGAAUAUGAAUUCACAACAAAGAAUUGAGAUUACAAAACCAGAACUACUGGGGAGCAAUGAAGAGACCAACAUUGCUUUGCAAGAAGAUGGAGCUCUGGCUGUAAAUUUGAAGAAUGACAUAUCUGUUCAUGAUUAUCUUCCAGCAAUGGAAGCCAUAUGUGAAAAACUUGAAAAUGCCAGUGGAAAGGCUCUCGUUGUGUCAGAUAUAAAAGUUGAUCUGGAUUAUAAGAUGGCAUAUGGACACAGAGCAUGGAGAAAUGUAUUGCAUAGGCUAAGAGAUGCACAGCUUGUUGAAGAAUUCGAUGCCAAAGUUGAUGAUAAGGUUGUUCGCUGUUUACGCUUGUUGAAGAAAUUUGAUCCAGUUGAGUUCCAGUCGAAAAGUACAACCCAAGACUACAAAAUUGGCGAGAAACGCCAGGCAAAUGAUCAAGUUAUGGAGCUUCCAUUAGAGAACUGUAUAUAUGAUAUGAUCAAAGCUGAAGGGUCAAAAGGUAUAACCCUUGUCGAGCUUGGCAAACGUCUUGGGCAUAAGAAUUCUAGAAGGCUUCAUAAAAGAGUGUCAUCCAUGCGCCAAAAAUUCAAUUUGACUUGGGAUGCUGAAGUUUCAGAUAAGACAUCUCAGUACCGAGUUUGGACUUCAAAAGACUUUUUGCACUACAAAUCUGGUACUGCUCUGCAAAGUUUUGAGGCGCUCCCAGGUGAUCAUGUCAAUCGUUCCGAUUCGUGGUCACUAGUUCCAUCUAGCGGAUUGGAUUCUCAUAGCUCUCAUGGCAACAAUAAUGAACUCUUGUAUGAAGCGGAAUGCCAUGAUGAGCCAGUUGGACAUUCUCUCCAAAGCAGUCAUGAAGCUUGUGUUGGAGUUUCCCAACUAGUUAAACAAGAUAAACUUGCUUUGGGUCGGAAGAAGCAUCGGUGCCCCCCUUCAACUUCUGAUGAUCGACGACAGAGAAGGAUUCUACACAUGUUGAAGAAAAAGAAAUUUGUGCUAAAGGUGGAGUUACAUAAAUGGUUAGAGAGACUUGAAAAGGAAAAUGGCAAAAUGAUGGAUAGGAAAACAUUGGCUCGCACGUUGAAUAAGCUUCAGCAAGAGGGCAGCUGUAAAUGUAUCAAAGUCAGUGUCCCUUUGGUUACAAACUACACCCGCAAUCGUCUCAUUGAUGUAAUACUGCAUUCUUCUGUUGGGGACUUAUCACCAGAACUUGUUGAUCAAAUUAGGAUGAGGCAACGGAACUUUGACACUGAAACUCGUUCUGGUGCAGCAGCUAAACUGAAGCAAAAUCAACAUAAGACAGCCAUACCUGGUCUGAGGAUUUCACGCAGAAUUAAGGAUAACAAACCGUUAAUAAUAGAAGCUAUGCAUGCCAAUGGAUUUAUAGGUGCAAAAAUGAUCCGGGUGAAGCUGUUCCAUAAAUUUCUGUGGGCAUAUGUCAGUUGUUUGCCAGGUUGCUGCAUACCAGCUGGUUAUGCCGAAGAAGGGCAGCAUGCCAAGGACCUUAAUCAAUCAUCUCCGUUAUUUUCGAUGGCAGCGGCUAUAAAUGAAAUGCCUGUCGAACUCUUUCUACAAGUUGUGGGAUCAGCCAAGAAAAUCGAUAACAUGAUAACUAAGGUGCUUUCAGAACUUCCUACUGAGGAAUACAACCAGCUCAUGGACACUCAUGCUAAGGGACGACUCUCACGCUUAAUAAAUAUUUUAGAUAAGCUCAAGUUGCUCCAACUUGCAAAUGAACUUGUAGAUGAGUCAGGUGUACCAUCAGAUGCUGCGCCUACACAUUCAAUGGAGCUCAGGCCUUACAUUGAAGAACCAAUAAGAAGAAUUCUUCCAUCAUCCCAUGUUAAUUUGAAUCAUCGCCCAAAAAUUCGGCAUGAUUUUGUGCUUUCAAAGCAGGAGUUUGUUGAUGCUUACUGGGAAACAUUAGAGUACUGCUAUCUGACAGCUGGCUUGACUGAGCCGUUAAGUGCUUUCCCUGGCUGUUCUGUACCUGAGGUUUCUCAUCCUCGUUCAUGGAGUUCUCGUAGAGUAAUGACUAUUGAACAACGGCGGGAGUUACAAAAGCGUAUUAGAAAAAUCAGUGAGGAGGGGAGAAUUCCUUUCAAAGAUUGUCUUGUAAUCGCAAAAGAGUUGAAUCUCUCUCUAGAGCAGGUGCUUUGUGUUUCGUACUCUCAGAAUAGACAGCUCAGCUUUCCUACACAAAAGCAGCAACGAGCUAGUUCUGGAUCGAUCUGUCAGAAAAGGAAAAGAUCUGCUAAUAAGGUUACCCUACGGUUUAUUAAACAAAAAGUUGAAGCCAGUGGAUCCUCUGGAAAGGCAUCAACCCAGUCUACCCUGGAUGAGGGAUUACCAGGGAGCAUUUAUGCAUCAUCCACUGGUAAAAAGUUCAUGUGGACAUAUGAAUCUGACAGAAAACUGCUGAUGAUCUACACUAGAUUUUGUGCAGCACGCGGACCCAAAUGUCAAUGGAACACUCUCUCUGGUCUUCCAGCUGCACCACCUACAUGUCGUAGAAGGAUGGCAUAUUUAAAUAAAAACAUAAACAUAAGAAAAGCUGUCGUCCGAAUCUGUAGCCUUCUCAGAGAGGAAAGGAGAUCGAAAGAGAGGGAAUUCCAUUCCCAUAUGUCAAAUUCUAGUCAUGAGAACUGUGUGGAUUCAGAUUCUGAGAUAUUCAAUUGGGAUUAUUUUGAAGAUCCAGAAAUAAAAAAUGCACUUGAUGAAGUCCUUGAAUUCAUCCGAGUAGAAAACGUGAACCAGACCAGGGAAGUUGAGCCUAAUAAUUCAAAGUGCAACAAUGAUAAUAAUGCCAAUGAGGAAAUUCCAAGUGGGCAGAAAGAGCAGGUUAUGCAAGGUGUUACCAGUACAAGCGCUGCAGUUCCAGAAACUGGAUCAUGUGAGCUUGCAGAAUUGCCUAGACAAUCAAAUGCACCCCAUGCUAGUAACAGCGUGGACGGUCCCUGUGCAUCUGAUGAAAACAUCAUUAAGGUCAACAAAGAUGAAACUACUAGAAGAUAUGGAUGCAAAUCUUUAGCAGUUGCCAAUGCGAUAGAGCUUCUGAAGUUGGUUUUUCUCAGCACAUCAUCAGGAUCAGAAGUACAAGCUUCAUUAGCUACAACCCUCCAGCUUUAUUCACAGAGCGAAAUUGUGGCUGCCUUUUCCUUUCUUAGUGAGAAGAAGUUCACGGUUAGUGGACAUGGAACAAAGCCAUACACCCUUUCUAGAAAAUUCUUCUUCAAGGCUUCUCAUUCACCCUUCCCAUUUGGUUCUGGAAAAAAGGCUUCUGAAUUUUCCAACUGGCUUAUAGGGCAGCAAAGGAACACUGCAGACAAUAGAAUUUAUUUGUAUCCAGAUGUAGAAUGUGGAGAAAUUGUUUAUCUCUUUUCGCUGGUUUCGUCUGGAGAGUUGUUCAUUUCACCUUCCUUGCCAAGCGAAGGAGUUGGUGAUGCUGAUGGGCCUAAUAGUUCCAAUCCUUUGGUUGAAGAUACCAGUGGACUAAAUGAUGGUACUCACAAACGCAAGGCUGAUACGGUGGAACAGGAAAGCAGUGCGGCUAAGAAAAACAAGCUUUGUUACCGCCGUGAGAAAGGUUUCCCUGGUAUCCAAGUUGCUCUGAAUCAGGAGAGAAUUGAAACAAGCUAUCUCACUCAAGAGUUACAUGAUAAAGAGUGCCUUAUUUUUAGUUUAGCUCAGGAAAUGAGCAUGAAGGAUGUUGAUUCACAGGUUGAAAGCCCCAACACGUUACUGUAUUUAAACAACUCCAGUUCAUGUCGACAUAUGCUGUCUGAAUCUCAUUUGGAAAGCUCUUAUAAUGGAUGGCCUUGGGAUGCUAUGAAAAUAUAUGCGGACCAGUUACCAUCAUUAUCUUGUAAUCAAAAUGAAUCGUCCAUAUUGUCUUCUGAUCUGUUCAGAAAUGCAUUUUAUGUUAUUUAUCAAGGUGGCGAAGGAGGAGUUAAUUUGAGAGAAUUGUCACGGGAACUGCAUCCAUUAGGCACACAGUUAGUUGAUGUGAUUGUUCAUACACUCAAGAGAUUUCAUCUGGCCAUGGAGGUCAAUGCGUACGAUGGUUUCCAGAUCGUUGACUCAUUACAUAAGUCAAAGUAUCAUAUAACCACACUUGCAGAAUACAGCCAUUGCAGCUGUUCACAAACUCCAGGUUCGCAAAUAAUGAAGACUGGAGGCACAGAAAAUGUAUUGAAAGAGAAGCAUGCCAUGUCUAGUAAGCAGGGAACUGUAAAAAAACUUGGUGAUGGGCACACAGUCACAAUUAUUAGUGGUGAAAGCAAGUCAAGUUCAUCUCAUAUGUGCAAUCAAAAUUGUGGAGAUAAGGAAAUACUGUCUACUCCAUCACAAGACAACAUGGAGAGUGAUUGCUGCCAUGCUUGUGGAAGGCAUAUUUAUCACCCUAUAUUGCCAUGGAUAAAUGGUGAUGGCAGCAUCAAUAGUACCGUCUAUGAAGGUUUAACUCGUCGAAUUAUUGGCUAUGUGAUGCAAUAUCCAGGAACAGUAGAGGAGGAUGUUAUCCACAAGAUGGAUGUAUUGAAUCCUCAGACAUGCAGGACCUUGUUGGAGAAGCUGACACUUGAUAAACACCUCUAUGUUCGGGUGUUCGAAGAACCUGUGCCUACGGCUCCCACCAUAUUGCAGAGUCUUUUCAGUCGGGACACCUGUACACAACCAUGCAAGCGUAGAAGGCGUUACUUCUCUAACUCAACGAGCACAUUCAUGUUAUAA
This is a messenger RNA of Triticum turgidum subsp. durum (durum wheat), 5322 nucleotides long. The record is from the annotation of a GenBank genome assembly. NCBI's taxonomy places the organism in Eukaryota, Viridiplantae, Streptophyta, Magnoliopsida, Poales, Poaceae.